AUAAAGCCAUAAAGGAUACAUUUCAGCGCAUCGAUAUUUCAGGAUUAUGAUUUAUGGUUUUUCGGCACGGAUUGAAAAUGGAAAUUGAUUAACCAGCGUCCCGCGAUUUUUUGUACCUGCAAAUCUUCAACUUAUACCUAACAUUUUUUUUGUCACAAUAUUGCAGGAUAUUAUCAUGUUAAUUCUUUCAGUUUUGUCAUAAUUACGUUAUAAUAAUACAUUUGUCUACAAUUUUACUUUUAAAAUAAUACAUUCGAGUAAUUUUUGUAAAUUAAUCUUUUGUCUACAAUGGCAAGCGCAUGCCGAAUAUUUUGUCGAAACAUAAACAAUACACCAUUAUCAAAAAUAAUUACUACAAAAUUACGCGUGUCUACAAUGGAAUUUAUUCGACCUUAUAGUCAUGGUGAACUACAAGACAAGUCAGCUACUCUUAAACAAGGUGCUUUUGCUGAAUUUUAUGAAAAAACAAAAGAGAACAAACAAAUUGUCGAAGAAGACCAAGACUUUGAAACGCUAUUGAGGAAUUCAAAUUUUAUAAAUCUUGGUGAUCCCGAGGGUAAACAAGUGAUCGGAACUAUAUUUCAUAUUGUUGAUAAUGAUUUGUAUAUUGAUUUUGGAUGGAAAUUCCAUUGUGUUUGUACAAGACCAAUUAAAAAUGCCGAUUCAUAUGUACGAGGAUCACAAGUAAAAUUAAGAAUCAAAUCCUUAGAAUUAGCUACCAGGUUUUUGGGCUCUGAAAAAGAUUUAACUCUACUUGAAGCAGAUGCAGCUCUUUUGAGUCUUCAUAAACCAAUAAAAUAUUAGAGAAACUGUAUUCUAUGUUUUUAUUUGUUAUUGGUUUAGUAAUAUGUUUGGUAUGUUACUUUUAAAUACUUGUAAAAUAAAAGUUUAAUUUAAAUUAA
Molecule: messenger RNA, 902 nt
Organism: Myzus persicae (green peach aphid)
Lineage: Eukaryota; Metazoa; Arthropoda; Insecta; Hemiptera; Aphididae
Gene: mRpS28
Product: 28S ribosomal protein S28, mitochondrial
Exons: 3
Coding region: 289-804 (171 amino acids)
Cellular component (GO): mitochondrial small ribosomal subunit
Source: RefSeq, a predicted model, not a curated record